Engraulis encrasicolus (European anchovy) is the source of this 4317-nucleotide messenger RNA. It is a transcript of the gene baiap2a, whose product is annotated as BAR/IMD domain containing adaptor protein 2a. Gene Ontology annotation, molecular function: cytoskeletal adaptor activity; protein binding. Gene Ontology annotation, cellular component: cytosol; nucleoplasm. NCBI's taxonomy places the organism in Eukaryota, Metazoa, Chordata, Actinopteri, Clupeiformes, Engraulidae. The record is from RefSeq and is a predicted model, not a curated record. The transcript has 14 exons. Gene Ontology annotation, biological process: actin filament bundle assembly; actin crosslink formation; plasma membrane organization. Bases 188 to 1852 code for a protein of 554 amino acids.
UCGGCAAGCUUUUCACCUCUUUGCGAUUGCCUUGUUGGAGAAGUGAGUGAGUGGCAUCGACGACAGCUGCCUUGUCGCCGUGUCUUGCAGGAUCAGUCGCAGCUGAGUCGUCUCCGCAACCUCUUCUUUUUUCACCAGACAGCGACUGUUGGAUAAACACUCCCAUAUAAGGACAUUUUCGCGGUUUAUGGUUUUGAAAGAAGAUUUUAAGAUGUCUCGUACAGACGAGGUCCACCGCAUAACGGAGAAUGUAUACAAGACAAUCAUGGAGCAGUUCAACCCCUGCUUGCGAAACUUCGUUGCCAUGGGGAAGAACUACGAGAAGGCCCUCUCCAAUGUGACAUUUGCAGCGAAGGGCUACUUUGAUGCCUUGGUGCGGAUGGGGGAGCUGGCCAGUGAGAGCCAAGGAUCCAAAGAUCUGGGCGAUGUGCUCUUCCAGAUGGCAGAGGUGCACAGACAGAUCCAGGUGCAGCUGGAGGAGAUGCUGAAGUCCUUCCACAAUGAGCUGCUCUCUGAACUGGAGAAGAAAGUGGACCUGGAUGCAAGAUACCUGACAGCGGCGCUGAAGAAGUACCAGAUGGAGCACAAGAGUAAGGGCGAAGGCCUGGAGAAGUGUCAGGCCGAGCUGAAGAAGCUGCGCAGGAAGAGCCAGGGCAGCAAGAACCCUGCCAAGUACGGAGAGAAGGAACUACAGUUUGUGGAGACCAUCAGCAGCAAGCAGAGUGACCUGGACACCUUCAUCGCCGACGGCUACAAGACUGCCCUGUCGGAGGAGAGGAGGAGGUACUGUUUCCUGGUGGACAGGCAGUGUGCCGUGGCCAAGAACAGCAGCGCCUAUCAUGGCAAGGGCAAAGACCUGCUGACCCAGAAGAUCCCGGUGUGGCAACAAUCCUGCUCGGACCCCAACAAGCUCCCGGACCGGGCCAUGCUCCUGUGCCAGCAGAUGAGCUCCGGCUCGGGCACCAUGGUGCCCAGUCCCCUGCACACCUCCAAGGGUAACCUGGUCAUCUCCGACCCCAUCCCGGGUGCCCAGCCCCUGCCCAUGGCCCCGGAGCUGGCGGCCCUCAUGGGCAGUGGUCUAACUGGAGGAAGGCUGAUGGGCCCGGAUGGCAUGUCCAUGGUGAACGGCACGACGGGGGUGCAGGGCGAGGAAUUCUGGGGCGAGGCCGGCGUGACCCAGGGCCGGCCCCCAUCCCCCCAGCCCCAGAGCCAGGCCCAGCCGCCCCCCCAGAGGCAGGUCAGCGACGUCUACUCCAACACCCUGCCCGUCCGCCGGCCCGCCCCUGCCAAGAACAAGACCCCGGGAGUGGGCGAGACGCGGACCCUGCCGCGGUCGAGCUCCAUGGCGGCGGGGCUGGAGAAGAACGGGCGCGCCCGCGUACAGGCCAUCUUCUCGCACGCCGCCGGCGACAACAGCACGCUGCUCAGCUUCACCGAGGGCGACCUCAUCACCCUGCUGGUGCCCGAGGCCCGCGACGGCUGGCACUACGGCGAGAACGAGAAGAACAAGAUGCGAGGCUGGUUCCCCUUCUCGUAUACGCGUGUGCUGCCGGAAAGUGACAAUGAGAAACUGAGAGUCAACUUGCACCAUGGGAAGAGCAGCAGCACUGGUAACCUGCUGGAGAGGGAUGACCUGUUGCCGGCCCCCGAUUACGGCCUGACCGCCCGCCUGCUGGCCCAGAGCCUCACACAGACGCGCCCGCGACCAUACAGCAUGGCCGGCUUCGCAGGAGGACCGGUGCCGCCUGCACCGGAGGAAUAUGAUAGCCGCUUUGCCACAAGUGACCGCUCAUUGGAGGGCUACUUCAGGCAAACCUUCAGCGAUGACCGAGCAGCUCCUCUCUACUACUAGCCAGGGCAGGACCACGUAUCCGCCAACACCCUGCCCUGGCUUGCCCUCCCACCACACUUCUCCUUCCUCUUUCUUCCUUUCAUGCUCUCUCUCUCCCUAUCUUCCUUUAUUUCUCUCUCUCUCUCUCUCUCUCUCUCUCUCUCUCUCUGCUCUCCCCCUCUCUCUCUGCCUCUCUCUGCUCUCCCCCUCUCUCUCUGCUCUCAUUUAUUUCAUGCACUACUAUCCCAAUACCUGUUCUCUCGUCUUUUUCUGUCUUUUGCCUCUUGUACUCUGUCUCCUCGCUCGGAUGUCUACCCACUCCUGUCUCUGGUCUGUGAUCGAUUGAGAGGGUCUGCUGAUGUCUUCUUCCUCAUCACUAAGGACAAGGAACAACGAACUUCUGGCCCACACACUGCUACUGCUGAUGUUUCAGGUCUGACCGUGGUCCCAUCAUAUAGUUUUAUAGAACUCGUGCAUCAUAUUGGAUGGAAAUCAACUCAGUGUGGGCCUUUUAAGUGUACAGUUUUUAUGUAUAAAGUGAUUUUCUUUUUUGAGUGAGAGAGAGAGUGAGAGCAUUAUAGAUUUGACAUCACCUACUCUGAUGUGAAUUAUGAGGAUGAGGAUGAAUCUCAAAAUAUUAUUUUCCCCACAGAUGGUCUCCCUAGAGAUUGAAACAACUUUUAACCUAUUUAAUCAGGAGUUGUAAUGACUCCAAACGUGUCAUUUCUACUGUACAUAUGCUUUGUUUUCUAUUCAGACACUCACACAGUAUGCAGGGGCAAGGAUUACUGGUAGCCAUUGAGAUAGCCUAUUGCUCGCCACUUGUACUUAUCCUUAAAGCUGACGUGUUCAAUGUUUCGAUUACAGCAUUAGGUUUACUUUCUCCCCAUCCAGAGCUCUCUCAAUUCUCUAUAGUUAUCAUGGUGACUGUGCUCAAUUCACAUGUAUACAAAUGUUAGAGAGCCUAUUCAUUUUUUUUUCAUAAAAAAAAAAAGAAAAACUAUGAAAAAAAUGCAGGAACUGUAUGCACUCACACUCUAAAGUGCUAAGAUCAGUAUUGACUACAAUGCUUCUCCUGUGUAGAAAGCUGUUAACUAUAGUAAUAUCCUCUGGUCUGUUCCACAAAUAAGAUCAACCCGUAGAUCAGUGCUUGUAAAACAUUAGUUUCCUCUUUUUUUCCGACAAUGUUUCAACGCUUGUACCAUUGGAUUCUGUUGUCACGCCUUUGCAAUGACCUGGACCUGGACUUGACCUUGUGCAUAGUUUAGACAUGUAUGUAAAUCCGGAGCACGAACAUCUUAGGAUCAGUGCCUUCCUCUACAGUUACUGUGCUCUGGACGACUCUGUUGAUCUCCAAACACAACACAGAAAUCCUUUAAAUGUACACAACACUAGCUUAAGCAAAGGGAAAAAAGUAGCUCCUGAACACAUCACAUUUGUUUCACCAUUUUAGACUCUCUUUUGUCUUUUUUUCUAUUUUUUUUUUCAUUUCCAUUUUCAUGUUGUUCUUGUAAUAUACACUGUUCAGUCUUGAACUUCAGUGUGGAAGUUCCUUUUUUCCCCACUUGAUGGGUUUUUAGCUGUUUUUCCGAAAAGUUACUUUAAAAGGGGUUGAAUGUGUUUGUAGAUGUGCACACCUAUAAUAACGAAUCCACUCUCUACGGUCAAGCUGUUUUCUGACUGACCAGCCCAGUGUUGAGGGCGCCUCCCAUACUAGUAACACUGAUAGCAAAUAGAAACAGCCACCAUUAGAAACUGUGGGAAAUGGUUUUGCAAGUGUUCAAAGUUUUUUUAAACUUUUGUUGGUUUGCAUAGAAAAGCUAUAUUUUAAUUGGGGCCCACUGAGAACCAUCAUCUGUCGUCCGAUUUUCACAGAUGGGUGCAGAACCAGCACCAACAUGGUUCUUUGACUAUCUGAAAAUACCUUGAGAGAGAUUAACCACUAUGCAGAGAGCAGAUUGCUAAAACAUGUGAAUACGUGUGUGUGUGUGUGUGUGUGUGUGUGUGUGUGUGUGUGUGUGUGUGUGUGUGUGUGUGUGUGUGUGUGUGUGUGUGUGUGUGUGUGUGUGUGUGUGUGUGUGUGUGUGUGUGUGUGUGUGUGUGUGUGUGUGUGUGUAGAGAGAGAGAGCAAAAGAGAGAGAGAGAUUACAUAAAUUUCAGUUAACUAAAGAAAGAUUGAUGAAUGUCCUACAGACACCUAAUAUUAUAGUGAAUUAUAUUUGUGAUUUUGAGUGGAAUCCAUUUUUAUUAUUUGUAUUAUUUUUUACAUGUUUCUUUUAUUUUUCAUCCUUGUUAAUUCGUCUGUCUUAAUGAACGAUGUUUGAAAAGUGUGGAGAAUCUAUAAUCUUCAAAUAAUUUUAAUUUAAAAAUCUGUUUCCCAGAGCUAUGCUCCAUUGAAUCAAUAACAUGAAUUAUUUUGUCUGGAAAGUAAACCUGUGGAAUUCAUUAUCUGUCAAAAUCAAAUAAAGAAAACCGCAGAAGCACAA